Molecule: messenger RNA, 708 nt
Organism: Lactuca saligna
Lineage: Eukaryota; Viridiplantae; Streptophyta; Magnoliopsida; Asterales; Asteraceae
Source: the annotation of a GenBank genome assembly
AUGGGUAGACCAAGAUUGGAUCCUGAUACCAGUCAUUGGACUAGAGGUGGUGUAAGAGGUGGUGUCAGAGGUAGUAGAGGUGGUGCAAGGGGUAGUAGAGGUGGUAGAGGGGGUAACAAAGGUGGUGCAGUGGGUAACACAGGUGAUGUAGUGGCUAACAGAGGUGGUAGGGGUAGUAAGAGAGGUGGUAGGGGUAGUAAAAGAGGUGGUAGGGGCAGUAAGACAUCUGUUGGAAUUGAAGGUGGUGGAGUGGCUGAAGUUGAAGGUGGUGGAGUGGCUGAAGUUGAGGAUGACACUAUUCCUGAAAAAUAUUUAGUCCAUUUAUGGAAGGCAAUGCAAGAUUUGAAACUAUCAGGGUAUUCAACUGAAGAAAUUAAAAAGUCACUUAGUCUGACAGAUUCACAUAUGAAACAACUCAAUGAUUACAAUGACACUAUUGAACAAGUUCUUCCUAUGUCUAUGGAAGAGGAGUAUCCACCUCAGACUGAGACACAAGAUGGGGCUGAAGAAAUUAUCCCUGAGACACAACCAGAAAGUGAGGAAGAAGAAGAAGGCAUUAAUGACACCCAUGAAUUACCAGUACACCUUAGGAUUGUGAAAAAAAGAAGGCCCUCUGAGAGGAUUGUUAAAACCAAGCUGAAGAAGAUGGGAUGUGUUGGGACUUCUUCAAAUUCAGCAUUGAGUUGGAUUAGACUGUUAGGGUGUUAA